AUGGUCCAUAACAAUGAUGGUGAUAAUAAUGACCAAGAAAUGCAAGAGAUUGGGAUUAAUGAAAAGAGAAGUCAAUUCCCACACAUAAGUGUUGAAGAAUCUCGUCAAGAGUUUGACUCAUUUUCAAAUAAUAUCGAAGGAGAGUCAAAACAAUUUGGAAUGAAUAGAGAUGCUGAAUCUAAUAUGGCAGUUGAAAGUGAAGAAGAUUUUAAAUUAAGAAAAUAUUUUGAAAAUUCAAAUAGAAUGCAUCUUGAAAAUGGUGGUAAUGAAAAAAAAAUGGGUGUUUCCAUUAGAAAUUUAACUGUUGUUGGUCUUGGUGCUGAUGCAUCUGUAAUUGCUGAUAUGUCAACUCCAUUUUAUGGUUUAGUUAAACUUUUUACUCCAUCUUUUUGGACUAAAAAAACAUCAACAUUUGAUAUUUUACAUGAUGUUACAACAUUUUGUAAAGAUGGUGAAAUGGUUUUAGUUUUAGGUAGACCAGGUGCUGGUUGUUCAACAUUGUUACGUGUUAUUGCAAAUCAAACUGCAUCAUAUGUUUCAGUUAAAGGUGAUAUUACAUAUGGUGGUAUUCCUUCAAAAGAGUUUGAAAAAUAUAGAGGUGAACCUAUUUAUACACCAGAAGAAGAUUCACAUCAUCCAACUUUAACAGUUCGUGAAACUUUAGAUUUUGCAUUAAAAUGUAAAACUCCAGGUAAUCGUUUACCAGAUGAAACUAAAAGAUCUUUCCGUGAUAAAGUUUUUAAUUUAUUAUUAUCAAUGUUUGGUAUUGUUCAUCAAGCUGAUACUAUUGUUGGUAAUGAAUUUAUUAGAGGUUUAUCAGGUGGUGAAAGAAAACGUUUAACAAUUACAGAAGCAAUGGUAUCAUCAGCAUCAAUUACAUGUUGGGAUUGUUCAACUCGUGGUCUCGAUGCAGCAUCAGCAUUUGAUUAUGCAAAAUCAAUUCGUAUUAUGUCUGAUACAUUACACAAAACAACAAUUGCAUCAUUUUAUCAAGCAUCCGAUUCAAUUUAUAAUGUAUUUGAUAAAGUUUGUGUUUUAGAAAAAGGUCGUUGUAUUUAUUUUGGUCCAGUUGGUAUGGCAAAACAAUAUUUUAUGAGCUUGGGUUUCGAUUGUGAACCAAGAAAAUCAACACCAGAUUUUUUAACUGGUGUAACAAAUCCACAGGAACGUAUUAUUAAAAAAGGAUUUGAAGGUCGUACUCCAGAAACUUCAGCAGAUUUCGAAGAAGCAUGGAAAAACUCUGAUAUAUAUAGAGAUCAACUUCAAGAACAAAAAGAAUAUGAAGAAUUAAUUGAAAGAACUCAACCAAAAGUUGCAUUUGUUCAAGAGGUUAGGGAUGCAAAUAGUAAAACCAAUUUCAAAAAAUCACAAUAUACAACAAGUUUUGUUACUCAAGUUAUUGCAUUAAUUAAAAGAAAUUUUGCAUUGGUUUUAAAUGAUAAGUUUGGUAUGUACUCUAAAUAUCUCUCAGUUUUAAUUCAAGGUUUCGUUUAUGCUUCACUUUUCUAUAAUAUGGAUACAGAUAUUACUGGUUUAUUUACUAGAGGUGGUGCAAUUCUUUCAGCUGUAAUUUUCAAUGCUUUUCUCUCCAUUGGUGAAAUGGCAAUGACUUUCUAUGGUCGUCGUGUUUUACAAAAACAUAAGAGUUAUGCUUUAUAUCGUCCAUCUGCUUUACAUAUUGCACAAGUUGUAACUGAUAUUCCAUUCACAGCAAUUCAAGUAUUCUUAUUUUCAAUUAUUGCAUACUUUAUGUUUGGUUUACAAUAUGAUGCUGGUAAAUUCUUUAUUUUUUGUUUUACUUUGCUUGGUGCAAGUUUAGCAUGUACAGCACUUUUCAGAUGUUUUGGUUACCUUUGUCCAUCGAUGUAUAUCGCUCAAAAUAUUUCAAAUGUUUUCAUCAUUUUCAUGCUUACCUAUUCUGGUUAUACCAUUCCAAUUCCAAAAAUGCAUCCAUGGUUCAGUUGGUUUAGACAUAUCAAUAUCUUUACCUAUGCAUUUAAAGCAUUAAUGGCAAAUGAAUUUGAAGGUUUGGAUUUUAAUUGUAAAGAAUCUGCAAUUCCAUAUGGUCCAGCAUAUCAAGGUUCAGAGUUUGAUGCAUAUAGAAUUUGUCCAUUAGGUGGUAUUGAACAAGGUAGUCUCUACUUUAAAGGUGAUUUUUAUAUGGAUAAAACUUUAUCAUUUGCAACUGGAGAAAUGUCACAAAAUGUUAUCAUUGUUUAUUGUUGGUGGGUUUUCUUUGUAGUUUGUAAUAUGUUUGCAAUGGAAUACAUUGAUCAUACAAGUGGCGGUUAUACUCAUAAAGUUUACAAAAAAGGUAAAGCUCCAAAAAUGAAUGAUGUUGAAGAAGAAAAACAACAAAAUGCCAUUGUAGCAAAAGCAACAAGUAAUAUGAAAGAUACUCUUCAUAUGGAUGGUGGUAUUUUCACAUGGCAAAACAUUAGAUACACUGUCAAAGUUCCAGGUGGUGAAAGAUUAUUAUUAGAUAAUAUUGAAGGUUGGAUUAAACCAGGUCAAAUGACAGCUUUAAUGGGUUCAUCGGGUGCUGGUAAAACAACUUUACUCGAUGUUUUAGCAAAGAGAAAAACUUUGGGUGUUGUUGAAGGUGAUUCACAUUUAAAUGGUAGAGAAUUAGAAAUUGAUUUUGAACGUAUUACUGGUUAUGUAGAACAAAUGGAUGUCCACAAUCCAGGUUUAACAGUUAGAGAAGCAUUACGUUUCUCUGCAAAAUUACGUCAAGAACCAGAGGUAUCAUUAGAAGAGAAAUUUAAAUAUGUUGAACAUGUUUUAGAAAUGAUGGAAAUGAAACAUUUAGGUGAUGCAUUAAUUGGUACAUUAGAAACUGGUGUUGGUAUUUCAGUUGAAGAAAGAAAAAGAUUAACAAUUGGUGUUGAAUUGGUUGCAAAACCACAAAUUCUUUUCCUUGAUGAACCAACAUCUGGUUUAGAUGCUCAAUCAUCAUAUAAUAUCAUUAAAUUUAUUCGUAAAUUAGCAGAUGCAGGUAUGCCAUUAGUUUGUACAAUUCAUCAACCAUCAUCAGUAUUAUUUGAACAUUUUGAUCGUAUUCUUUUAUUAGCUAAAGGUGGUAAAACAGUAUAUUUCGGUGAUAUUGGUGAAAAAUCAAAAACUUUAACAUCAUACUUUGAACGUCAUGGUGUUCGUCCAUGUACUGAGAGUGAAAAUCCAGCAGAAUAUAUUUUAGAAGCAACUGGUGCAGGUGUUCAUGGUAAGUCUGAUGUUAAUUGGCCAGAAGCUUGGAAACAAUCACCAGAGUUAGCCGAUAUUUCAAGGGAAUUAGCAGCAUUAAAAGAACAAGGUGCACAACAAUAUAAACCAAGAAGUGAUGGACCAGCAAGAGAAUUCUCACAAUCAACAUGGUAUCAAACUAAAGAAGUUUAUAAACGUUUAAAUUUAAUUUGGUGGAGAGAUCCAUACUAUACAUAUGGUUCAUUCGUUCAAGCUGCACUAUGUGGUUUAAUUAUUGGUUUUACAUUUUGGAAUCUUCAAGGUUCAAGUAGUGAUAUGAAUCAAAGAAUUUUCUUUAUUUUCGAAGCACUCAUGUUAGGUAUCUUAUUGAUUUUCGUUGUAAUGCCACAAUUAAUUAUCCAACGUGAAUACUUUAAGAGAGAUUUUGCCAGUAAAUUCUAUUCAUGGUUCCCAUUUGCAAUUUCAAUUGUUGUUGUAGAAUUACCGUUCAUUGUUAUUUCAGGUACAAUCUUCUUCUUUUGUUCAUUCUGGACUGCAGGAUUACAUAAAACUAGUGACGAUGAACAAACCUUUUAUUUCUGGUUCAUUUUCAUUAUCUUUAUGUUUUUCUGUGUUUCUUUCGGUCAAGCAGUAGCAGCAGUUUGUAUCAAUAUGUUCUUUGCAAUGACAUUGAUUCCAUUGUUAAUUGUUUUCCUAUUUCUUUUCUGUGGAGUGAUGGUCCCCCCAUCAUCAAUUCCAACCUUUUGGAGAGGAUGGGUGUAUCAUUUAAACCCAUGUCGUUACUUUAUGGAAGGUAUUAUCACAAAUAUUUUAAAAACUGUCCGUGUCGAGUGCUCUGAAGAAGAUAUGGCCAUUUUUACAUUCCCAAAGAGUUAUAAUACUUGUCAAAACUAUACUAGUGCUUUUCAAUCAUAUAAACCAUCCGGCUAUGUUGAGAGUGCUACAUUAAAUGGGGAACCAGCAUGUGGUUAUUGUAUCUAUAAAAAUGGUGAAGAAUAUUACGAAACACUUGGUUGGUCAGCUGAUAAUCGUUGGAGAAAUGUUGGUAUUAUCAUUGGUUUCUUUGUUUUCAAUAUUUUAAUGGUUAUCCUAUUUGUUUACUUAACUAGAAAAGGAAGUAGAUAA
Molecule: messenger RNA, 4329 nt
Organism: Dictyostelium discoideum AX4
Lineage: Eukaryota; Evosea; Eumycetozoa; Dictyosteliales; Dictyosteliaceae
Gene: abcG11
Product: ABC transporter G family protein
Exons: 3
Coding region: 1-4329 (1442 amino acids)
Biological process (GO): transmembrane transport
Cellular component (GO): membrane
Molecular function (GO): ATPase-coupled transmembrane transporter activity; ATP binding; ATP hydrolysis activity
Source: RefSeq, a predicted model, not a curated record